CAUGUCUGUGUGCCCCAGGGCUGCCAAGCCAAAACAGGAGAGCAGGGGCUGGCACAGAAGCUGGGACAACCCAGGAGAAGAGCUAGGCCAAUCCACCUGCAUUUGUCCCCAACAGAACUCUCACCAUGAAGACCCUCCUGCUACUGGCAGUGAUCUUGGUUUUUGGCAUACUGCAGGCCCAUGGGAAUUUGCUGAAUUUCCACAAAAUGAUCAGGUUGACGACGGGGAAGGAAGCUGCAUCCAGUUAUGGUUUCUACGGUUGCCACUGUGGCGUGGGCGGCAAAGGAUACCCCAAAGAUGCAACAGAUCGGUGCUGUGCCAUUCAUGACUGUUGCUACAGCCGUCUGGAGAGACGUGGAUGUGGUACCAAAUUUCUGGGCUACAAAUUUAGCAACAAGGGGAGCCAAAUCACCUGUGCAAAACAGGAAUCCUGCAGAAGUCAACUGUGUCAGUGUGACAAAGAAGCUGCCUACUGUUUUGCUAGAAACAAGAAGACCUAUAAUAAAAAAUACCAGUACUAUUCUAACGGAAAGUGCAGCGGGAGAACCCCCAGUUGCUGAGAGCCCCUUCUUCUCUGGAGGCCUUGCCACCCAAUGCUGUUUUCUUCUGUCACACCCUCCCUCCCUCCUGUAGCCAAGUUCCUUGGCAAUGAAGGAAACACCCUCUCCCAUC
Messenger RNA from Carlito syrichta (Philippine tarsier), 672 nucleotides. It is a transcript of the gene PLA2G2A, whose product is annotated as phospholipase A2 group IIA. Lineage: Eukaryota; Metazoa; Chordata; Mammalia; Primates; Tarsiidae. Gene Ontology annotation, molecular function: phospholipid binding; calcium ion binding. Gene Ontology annotation, biological process: phospholipid metabolic process; lipid catabolic process; negative regulation of T cell proliferation. The transcript has 4 exons. Bases 126 to 560 code for a protein of 144 amino acids. The record is from RefSeq and is a predicted model, not a curated record.